AUGAAGAACACUUACCCAUCUCCUCUUGCAAGUUACGAGAACGUGGUGGCUGAUAAGGAUCUCUUCAUGUCUACACUGAAGACGUUACACUCUGAAAUGGACACAGAUUUUUGGAUUCCGAAAGUAAGAUUUGCGGAUAUGGACUUGCAUAAGAUUUUUGUAGAAGUAACUUCUCGUGGUGGAAUCGAUAAGAUUGUUAAAGAAGAGAAGUGGAAGGAGACAUUUGAUACGUUUAACUUCCCCAAAUCACAACGAAACCCUAUUUUUAGGAAGCACGUGCUACAAUACUACUACUCGCUACUUCGUAAUUACGAGAUGGUCUAUUUCUUCAAAGCUCGUGGCCAAGUUCCUCCAUUGACCGGAUCCGUCAAUGGAAAAGCUAAGAGUGCUUAUCAUGUGACUCUCAAAAUUGGUUCAUGGAAGCUAAGAGGAGUUAUGUAUGAGUCUACAGAGGAGAGAGGCACUCAAGAUCCAGAGAAACAGAGUUAUGAUGUUUCCCCCAACACUUUGACUGAUGAAGCCAAUCAUAAAGAGCAUUUCGAAAAGGCCAAUAGUCAAAAAGAGGUAUGCAAUAUCAGCACUCUCAUCUCCGGAUUUUCUUGA
Microthlaspi erraticum is the source of this 603-nucleotide messenger RNA. Lineage: Eukaryota; Viridiplantae; Streptophyta; Magnoliopsida; Brassicales; Brassicaceae. The record is from the annotation of a GenBank genome assembly.